AUGUCUCACGUCAAGAUCCAAGGCUACGAUAUUCCUCCAAAGACAACACUUCAAAUCAACGUAUUUACGAUUGGACGUGACCCAAAACAUCGGACUGACCCUGAAGAUUACAUCCCCGAAAGGUUUGCUGAUAGUUCUAUAGAUUUUAGAGGACAAAACUAUAAUCUACUACCGUUUGGUUCAGGCCGAAGGAUAUGUCCAGCGAUUCCAAUGUCGAUCGCUGCUAUAGAACUGGCGUUGUUGAAUAUGCUUUACUUCUUCGAUUGGAGAUUGCCUGAUGGGAUGGGAAUUGGAGAUAUUGAUAUGCAAGAAGUUGGUACUCUCUCGGUAGUCAAGAAAAUACCUCUCAUGCUUGUACCGGUUCGACGACAAUAA
Molecule: messenger RNA, 375 nt
Organism: Microthlaspi erraticum
Lineage: Eukaryota; Viridiplantae; Streptophyta; Magnoliopsida; Brassicales; Brassicaceae
Source: the annotation of a GenBank genome assembly